Molecule: messenger RNA, 5328 nt
Organism: Arvicanthis niloticus (Nile rat)
Lineage: Eukaryota; Metazoa; Chordata; Mammalia; Rodentia; Muridae
Source: RefSeq, a predicted model, not a curated record
AAGAAGGAAAGCACAUUAGACCAUGCGAACUAAAUUUGUGAUCGCACAAAAUCAAGAUGUUAGGCUGAUGCUGAAGAUCACUCCGGUCCACAGGGAAAGUUUUCAUCUCUGGAGUUGGAAGCUGAGGGCCGGUGGGGCAACAUGGCCGAAGGCGGGGCACGCAAAGGUGAAGAGCCAGAAAACCUGCCUGAGCUGGUAGAGGAUGAAGCCCAGGUUCUGCAUGGAACUGGCCACUGUAAAUGGUUCAACGUGCGCAUGGGAUUUGGAUUCAUCUCCAUGAUAAGUCGGGAGGGAAACCCCUUGGAAAUUCCAGUGGAUGUAUUUGUACACCAAAGCAAACUAUUCAUGGAAGGAUUUAGAAGCUUGAAAGAAGGAGAGCCAGUGGAAUUUACAUUUAAAAAGUCCCCCAAGGGCCUUGAGUCAAUACGGGUAACAGGCCCAGGUGGGAGCCCCUGCUUAGGAAGUGAAAGAAGACCUAAAGGGAAGACACUGCAAAAGAGAAAGCCAAAGGGAGAUAGGUGGAGACGGCAGGAUUUACUGAUGGAUCAGAUGUGGACUGUGAGAGAAGAAGAGUCCAGGAUGAUUCCAAGAUGCUACAACUGUGGUGGUCUUGACCAUCACGCUAAAGAAUGCAGUCUACCUCCUCAGCCAAAGAAGUGCCAUUACUGUCAGAGCAUCAUGCACAUGGUUGCCAACUGCCCACACAAGCUUGUUGCUCAGCUGCCUGCCAGUUCUCAGGGAAGACAGGAGGCAGAAUCCCAGCCAUGCACUUCUCUGUCACCGAGAGAAGUGGGAGGGGGGCAUGGCUGCACAACGCUGUUUCCUCAGGAGGCGAAGUCAGAAAUGGCGGACCGGUCAGACAGGUCACCCCAAGAAGUUUCUUCCACGAAAGCAUUUGCAGCAAUAGGAGAGCAAAACAAAAAGGGGCCUUUGAUUCCGAAACGGAAAAAGACUUAGUAGUUGUCAGUGCUCUCUUCACCUGGUUGGGAAGUCUACCUCAUGCAAGCACAGGGAUAGUGUGUCACAGAGAACAGCUGACCGGGGUUUCAACUACUGCUGAGGAACUGUGAAGUUCUUAAUUAGACAAAUCACUCUUAAGCAAACUACAUUUAAGCAGGGUGUCAUGUUUUAUAGAAUUGAGAAACUACAUAUAGUAUGUGCAUAAGUGAGAGGGGAGACCUGAGUCCGUGUGUAUGUGUAAGGAUUUCACAUAAGAGUGGCACGCACACACACACACACACACACAUAUGUGUGGUUGUCUUACAUGUGUAUGUGUGUGUGUAGGUAUGAGCACAUACUCUUCCUCAGAUAAUUGGGUAUCUCCAAGCAUUGAAAAUCCAUGUGAAGCAUUUGAGAUGGUUUCAGAGUUAACCCUUGGAAUUUUUCCUAAAUACUACUUCUUUUAUAUUAUGUAAAAAAUAACCACGUGACUGUUACCUUUCAUGUGAACCAAAGCAUACUUUAGACCUCAGAGCUGCCAGUCAAUGGUACUAAAGGCUUUUGGGAUACUUGGUGCCUCCCAAGUCUGUAUUCAUAACUCUGUCUUCAUGCUGAUGGAGUGUUUUGCUGUUGUUGUUAUUUGUCUUCUCCUAUUUGAAGAUAGUAACUUAACCCUAGAUGCCUCUGACUGCCAUAAGCUUUUAAUUCUUGGAUACGUAACUCCAGAAAAGACAAUGAAUGUGAAGUUUCUAUGCUGAUAUUUCAGUGUCUUUUAUUCUGUUUUGAUUGUAAAUUACAUGCCUAUUAAGAAAAAUGAAGGGAGGGUAAUGUAUAUAGUAAUAUGAUUCUUUUCAGUGGGAUUUUGAUACUAGGUCUUUUACAAGUGUUCUGAGGUUUUUAAGGGAUUGUGGCAACAGAAGCCUUCUUUGACUAAGUAGCUUUUGAACCAUCGCUUAGAACAGGAAGGUCUCUUACUUACUACUGAAGCCUUAGAGAAAAACUUAAUUAUUUGGGUAUAUUUGGGUGGCUGUUUGUAUUUCCCCUGGAGAGUCCUCAGACCUGUUUCUAAAACAAACAAAAGCAGCAUAGAAAUAAAAUAGUAGGGCUUAGAAUGAAAAUUAAGUUGCCCAAUAGAUACAGCCCAUGGUUGAUACUAAAAAGAAUAGUGUUUGGUGGCAGGCAGACUGAAUGACAGGCCAGGAGUAGAGGUACCAAACUGCCCACAGUUAUGUGGCUAGAAAUGCUCUGUGAUAGCACGGAUGCCAUGGCAGUUUCCCUGAGUAUAGAAGCUGGAGUAACCUAUGUGACAGAUUCAGGAUGAGCGUUCAGGGCGAGUCACAGAAUCUUCUCAGACAGAUUCUCAGCUUGCCAACAAAUUGACUAGGGACCGAUCAGAGUAUUGGGCUGUUUUCCAUCAUGUUUUAUUUUGUUUUAUUUUUUUAAUGGAGUUAGCCUGGUUCUAAAUGCGAUGAGCAAACUUUUGAAACAUCUUCAAGAAGGUACCAAGGAAUUGCAGUGCAGAUUUUGGCUGUAACUAUAGCGGCCUGUUGGUAUAAGCUCAGAUAAUCAAACAAGAAAGCGCUGUGACUCGUGUGAGACACAUUCUACGGAGGAGUCCCUUCUCCUGUGUCUUGUCAUGGGAGGUGGGUGAUGCUAAGGUCUCAUCAGGCCACUAGAAGAAACUGUCUCCGACUAGCUUGCCGGUCCUUUCCAGAGUAGCUUGAGUUUCUUGACAGUAUUUAUGAGAAUUCCCAUAGUGUUUUACUGACGUAUCAGUGUGCUGUAAUACAGAGCUUACCUUUGACGAUAUUGAAUGUUAUGUAGCCAUAGAGAAGGCUGCCUUGCCUUAACGUGAGGAUUUCAAGCUUAUUUAAAUUAUGUAGACAAAUCAAAGUGUCAUCCAAGUAUAAUGAACAAGGUUACAGUUGUACAAGCAGAAUAUGAUAGGUCACUUUGAACGUUCAAACCAAAGUUCCUUAACUAUAAAAGUAGGAAAUAGUGGACUUGAAAAUUGGACAUUCUGUUUACAUAUAAAAAGUUCAGAGCUGAAGUCAUUUUUAAAAAUGAAAGUAGAAAAUUCAGAAACACUUGAACUAUAGACCUUCUGGGUGCAGUUGACUUCUUUUUCAGCUUCUGACCAGACUGACUUACUAAAAGCACAUACCAAACCUAUCUUAUGGUUAAAAGUUUAUUUUUUUAUAUGAAAAUAUUGUCACUGUUACAUACUCAGGACAAAGAACUUUUUGCUCAGGGAACAUACCAUAUAAUGUUUUUAUUGGUUUUUUUUUUUUUUUUUUUUUCAGACUAGUCUAUAAUCCUGUUUUCUCAGAACAAGCCAAAUAAAUUAAGUCUUUAUGUACGUACAUGUACAACUACCUCUGAGUUUGACAUUGAUCGUAAUUCUGAAUAUCAUAUAUUAGUCCUUUUUUUAUUUCAUGUCAGAGUCUUGUAAAGCAAAAUUCCACUCCCUGCACAUGUGAAUUCACUGAUAUGAGCACUUGUUCAUUCACACAAGUGAAACAUUCUGUUUACAGCAGAUGGCUACCUCCUAGCUACUACAUAGCACACCUUGGUGCUGCUGCAGCCUACGGGUUGCUGAUAAUUCUCUGGUACAGACACAUUAAUCUGUAGCACAGAUAGGCAUUUUCAACUGCAUGUUUCUGAAAAAUGCCUGUUUUUCUUAUUGACUUCUCAUGUUAGGUAGCAAAGUCUCCAAGCAUUUUCUUAAAGUUAUCAUGUAUUGAAUUUAAGGAAGUAUGGGCACUCUUUAUCCUAAGCAAAAUAGAAUACAGAAACAAUCUUGAAAAUAGAUCUGUUACCUAGAGGCGAGGGGCAGGAGAGUUAACAAAAGCAAGCUCGGUGUUUAUAUUUUGCUGACAAGUGUUACAAAAGAUUCCUACCCACUUCACUUGUAUCUCUACUGUACUGAAGGCAAAGGGUACUGCAGCAUUCCAGGCCCCGGGCACAUAACUAACUAGCACCAGCUUGCCACGGGGGAACUUAAAGUGCAGUGCUGCUUUGAGCCAGGAGGCAAAGGGGUCUUUGCAGGGAUUUCUAAUAGUGGAGUGAUGGCCCGUGUGUUGAACCACUUUUUGACCUCCCCCUCAUAUCGGCACAAAUGUAAUUCCUAAAAAUUGAUUCACUACCAGCCUUUAGCCUGUGAACUAUUCAUUCUCUACACAGCAGGUCAUAGUGGAGACAUUUUUGUAUGUGCAUUUCUACUCUUUGGAUGUAUUUUUACAAAUGAAAGAUUUAGGAAGAUUUUUAUCUGCUUAUAACUUGGAAAUGUUAGUGUGCAAUCUAAAGAAAAAGAUAAAGACACCACGUUAUUAGCAUCAGUCCACCUCCCAAAUAUAGGAUGUUUUUAUUGCCAAUUAUUUUUGUAUUCUGGCUGAGAUUUAUUUUGCGCCAGUGCAGGCCUAACUUGUCUCUGGUUGUAUGUAGUUUGUGAAUAGAAGCCCAUAAGUGUUAAUAGACCUUGUAACAUUCACUGUAAGAUGAAUUAUACAGGAUGUGGGGAAUCUCAUUAAGUCUUAAAGUUAAUUUAAAUUAAUUUAUCUGUUUUCUCUAAGAAAUGUUUAUCAUAAAUAUAUAUGUAAUUUCCCAUGUUGGUAUAAAAUCUAGGGAAUGUGCAAGUGGAGUUGUGCUGACUUUAAUUUUCUAGAUGUCUUAAUGAGAUUUGUUUGUUUUAGAAAAAGAACAACUUGUUGAAAGCAUCCAGUUCUGUCUUACAUACUGUCAACAGCCUCUUGAAGAUGUGCCUGUGUGAUCUGUGACCUACUGUUCGUUUAAAGUGAGGCUCAUUGUUGACCUUACACUUGGACCAGAACUAUGGCAUUAUGGUGAAGUCCUAUACUGUGAGAAAGUACCCGGAUAUGCGACACACCUGUGGCUUACCCCUUGACGGUCCCAGUGUGAAAAUGAUGGCGUUGACUACCUCUUCAGUCACUCUGGCUGUCAACCACAGGCACCUAGCACCAGGCUGGCUUUAAUUAGUGUGUGUUAUUUUUGUGGUGAUAACACCUCUAUCCAUAUAAAGACCAAAGUGAACCCUGGUUUCUCUAUGUCUUUAAUACAGUGUUUUAUCUAGUAUUUGAAAAUGAUCUUGUGUAGUGUUUAGAUUACCUCACUCCAUUUCGUUUCAUGUUGUUUACAAGUGAACAUUUUUUAAAGAUACACUUGAACUUGCGUUAGAAAGAACAAAAGAGGAGUUGAUAGUAGACUGGCAGGCUGCAUCCCCGUCCAUCGGAGGACUGUUCUCUGCAGACAUGGGCCUAGUGCUAUCUCUGUACCGAAUGUCUUACUCUGUUGGCUGUUGAUGUUUUGGGGUUUAAAAUUAUGUGAUGGAAAAAUAAAAGACACAAUGUUGGUGUUUAAGAUGGGUUUGGA